Molecule: messenger RNA, 811 nt
Organism: Corylus avellana
Lineage: Eukaryota; Viridiplantae; Streptophyta; Magnoliopsida; Fagales; Betulaceae
Source: RefSeq, a predicted model, not a curated record
GAACCCUUAGAGGCACAAAGAGACACAGAAAAAUAGUAACUUCUAAAGAGUACUGGACAGCCGGUCUUGCUAUACAACAGUUUGGACGUUUUGUGUCAGCAACGACAUACAUGGCUUCUUCACAAAGCAGCUCUCACCAAGAGCCAUGGCUGUUGGAAAAUGGCAACCUCAAGAGCUUGACCAAGGAGAUGCGGCACGGCCAUGGCCGCACCGCGCACAACCUCUCCGCGACGUCGCUCCGAAAGAAGUCAGACCUCACACUUAUCUCGAAGAUUCCUUAUGUCUGUCUCAGACAGAUGUUGGCUAAUCUUCAGGAGGUUGUUUUUGGGACCAAGCUUUUUGUACUCUUCCCAGCCAUCCCCCUUGCCAUUCUAGCAGAGUGUUAUGGUUUUGGAAGACCCUGGGUUUUUGCUUUGAGCUUACUUGGACUUAUACCACUUGCUGAACGUGUGAGCUUCUUGACAGAAUCUGAAAGAGAUGGAUGUGGAUUCUUGAUCAAUCAGGAGUGAUGCUUUUUCUCGAUUCUAAUCCAGUGGGCAACAUGUAGGUGGCCAAAUGUAAUGGUAUCCAGAGCCUAGAAAGAUUCUCUCAAAUCACCUUAGAACAGUGGCAGGCAAGGAAUAAUUAAAGUGCUCUAAAGAGGGAAAGAAGGUCUGAAUACCUAAUUCCUGAAGCUUUGGUCUCCGGCCCACAACAUAACUUUUAGAUUUUGGCGUUGCACGUACGAUUCAAACUAAAACAUUAAAACUGAUAAAUAUUAAUUUGCUGUUUCCCAAAUAACAGGAAAUUAAUAUUUAAUAUUUUAAGCUUA